Cladophialophora carrionii CBS 160.54 is the source of this 2277-nucleotide messenger RNA. RefSeq lists its product as uncharacterized. The transcript has 6 exons. Bases 1 to 2277 code for a protein of 758 amino acids. Gene Ontology annotation, biological process: translational initiation. NCBI's taxonomy places the organism in Eukaryota, Fungi, Ascomycota, Eurotiomycetes, Chaetothyriales, Herpotrichiellaceae. Gene Ontology annotation, cellular component: cytosolic small ribosomal subunit. The record is from RefSeq and is a predicted model, not a curated record. Gene Ontology annotation, molecular function: protein binding; tRNA binding; ribosome binding.
AUGGCUCUGACUCAGUUCGCCUUCCGAACUCUGAAAGGGAUCGGUGUGAUCAACGGUGCUCCGGACUACCAGCCGCUUCCUGCGUUUGAAAAACCAGAAGGGAAUCUGCGCUGCUGUACCUAUUCGCCCUGUGGCCGGUAUUUCGCGUGGGCCUAUCCGGAGAAAGUUAACAUCAUCAACGCUGACACGGGUGAUAUCAUCUCCUCGCUCCCCGCCGAAAACGUCUUCGAGCUAGGCUUCUCCCCCAAGGGCACCUACAUCAUUACGUGGCAACGUCCCUCGAAAGACGAGAACGGCGACGCGGUCAAGAACCUCAAGGUGUGGCUGGUACAUGAUGAGAAGGCCUUGGCAGAAGGAGUCGACAAGGAACCCCUUGCCCGCUUCGUGCAAAAGAACCAGACCGGGUGGAAUCUGCAGUACACCUACGACGAGGCCUUUUGUGCGAGAGUGGUCACUAAUGAAGUCCAAAUCUAUGAGAGCCAUGACCUGACCACCGUCUGGAAUAAGAUCCGGGUGGAGGGUGUGGUGGACUUCGCGGUGUCGCCGGGCGAGAGUCAUACCAUUGCAGUCUUUGUACCGGAGAGAAAGGGCCAACCGGCUGCCGUCCGAGUCUACAACGUGCCCAACUUCACGGUUCCUGCCUCCCAGAAGAACUUCUUCAAAGGUGACAAGGUGCAAUUGAAGUGGAACGACAAUGGUACUUCUUUGAUUGUGCUGGCCCAAACAGAAGUCGACAAAACUGGGAAGAGCUACUACGGAGAGACCACGCUCUAUUUGCUGAGUGCAAAUGGCGGCGUUGACUCCCGGAUUGAUCUAGACAAGGAGGGUCCUAUCCACGACGUCGCCUGGUCACCGAGGUCGAACAGUUUUGCUGUGGUGUACGGUUAUAUGCCUGCGAAAACUGUCAUUUUCAAUGCCAAGGCACAAGUGGUGCACACCUUUCCUCUAGGUCCUCGCAACACCGUGCUGUUCUCACCUCAUGGUCGAUUCAUGCUUCUGGCCGGCUUUGGAAACCUUGCUGGCCAGAUGGACAUCUACGACUUGGAAAAGGACUUCACAAAGGUUUGCACGAUCGAAGCUAGCAACGCCAGUGUGUGCGAAUGGUCGCCGGAUGGCGUGCAUAUCUUGACGGCAACCACCUCGCCUCGUCUGCGAGUCGACAAUGGCGUUCGCAUUUGGCAUGCGAGUGGCCCGCUGAUGUACAACGAGGACAUGAACGAGCUUUAUCACGUCUGCUGGCGGCCUCAACCGGCAGACGCACAUCCCCUGGGCGCCAAUCCCCUCGCUAGCGUUCCUACCCCCCAUAUCAGUGCUACAGAAUACACGGCAACUCGAAAGACACCCAGCAAGCCUGUUGGAGCUUACAGACCGCCAGGGGCUCGGGGCCAAGUGACGCCACUGGCGUUCAAACGCGAGGAUGAAGGAGGUGCAGCAUUCGUGCGAGACGGCGUCUCGUCAUUUGCCAGCAACAUCAACGGUUUCGGCAAGUCCCGGCAGCGUGCUGUUCCCGGUGCUGAACCAGUUGACGAGAAGAAGCCGCUGCCGCCCGGAGCCGCACCCGGGGGCGGUGUAAGCCUGACAGGUACCGGAGAGGGCGCUGACGGCGAGCCCAUGUCAAAAGCCGCCAAGAAGAACGCGAAGAAGCGGGAAGCGAAGAAAGCGGCGGCGGCGGCAGCAGCAGCCAAAGACCAACAGGGCGACGGUGCAGCAGCUAACAGCCUUGCUCCUGAUCAGCGCAACGGAGGCAGAGGAAAGAGUCCAAGCCGAAGCCCUGACGGUCGAGGCCACCAGCGUAGCCGAAGUAGGAAUUACGUGCCCGCACCAGGUCUCGAGCCACCCACGGGACCGAAAAAGGAACGAAGCAGGAGCAACAGCCGACGACAACGAGGUGACACGAAUAGCUCCCUGUGGGAUCGAAAUCACCACCAAGCAAACGGUACGCCCAAAGGCCCGACCAGCAACACCGCUCAGGGGCAGCAGAAAACCGCCCGCGCGAACGCUCCCACGAACAUCAACACCACGAUCCCGUUUCCGCCUCCGCCACCGAUCCCUCAAGGUGACCAUAACCCUCCUGAACUAGAAGUCACCUCUCCCAUGACGCCUGGCGGCGAUCCUCGGGACAAAAAGAUUCGGGGAUUACUCAAGAAGAUCCGCGCAAUCGAGGAUCUGAAAAUGCGGUUUGCAGGAGGGGAGAAGUUGGAGGACACGCAGAUGAGAAAGAUCUCGAGUGAGGACAGUGUGAGAAAGGAGUUGCAGGGGUUGGGGUAUUUUGGUUGA